Molecule: messenger RNA, 1677 nt
Organism: Diaporthe amygdali
Lineage: Eukaryota; Fungi; Ascomycota; Sordariomycetes; Diaporthales; Diaporthaceae
Exons: 2
Coding region: 1-1677 (558 amino acids)
Source: RefSeq, a predicted model, not a curated record
AUGGUGUCUGUUCUCGGUCCUCCGGCACCGCCGACUAGAGAGGGCGAGGUCAUGACCAUCUCGAGAGUCACCCGCGACGGCAGGCGCCUUCACUAUGACCUUCAGGUUCUGCAGCAGCCGGAGCGGGCCCGUGCCUGCGGUUCUGGCCCAAAGUCUUCUGCCGAUCGCCGACCGGUUGAUCCACCACCCGUCGUGCAAAUGAAGAUAUUCGAGGGCCCCACCAGGGAGAACGCCAAGGACAUCACCUUCGCCUACAACGCCGAUUUCUUCCUCUACGCCAACCUGCACCACGCCCACGACCUGGGCAGCGGCCGCGUCGCUCCACCCAGCACGCCUCCUGUGCUCACUGGUAUGCCCGUGUCGAGCAUGAUCCUGCUUGACCGCCCGACUGAGGCCGGCUAUUUCAUCUUUUCUGAUCUGUCUGUGCGCCACGAGGGCAAGUACUUCCUCACCUUCUCCCUGAUGGAGGAAGUCAAGGAGGACAGGGACAAGGACGUCGACGAGCCAAUGUCUGGCACCGAUGAGAUUGUCGGUCCCGACAUGGGUCCAGGCCAGGAGAUUCGCUGCUGGAACUUCCGGACGACCGUCCAGACAGACGACUUCGACGUGUACAGUGCCAAGAAGUUUCCAGGCCUGCAGGAGAGCACCCAACUCAGCCGUACUGUCGCCGAGCAAGGGUGUCGUGUGCGGAUCCGUCGUGAUGUCAGGAUGAGACGCCGUGAAAAGGGCAAGGGAAACAAGGACGCCAGCGCUCGGGACGACGAGUACACCCGCGCCGCUGCUGCCGCUGCCGCUGCCGCUGCCGCCCCGCCACCUCCAGAGAGGACCCCGACUAUCCGCGGUCGGUCGUCCAGCAACACCAGCCUUGAGCGCGCCCCAUACCCUCCGGAACUGCACCGACGUCCAUCGGGGAUGGAAUUCGCUCCUCCAAGGCCGUCCUUUGCUGCAUCUGAGCCAUCGGCAAACAGGCAUCUGACCUUUGGUGGACAACCUAUGGCGUACCCUCACCCGAACUCAGUGCCCACCUCGCCAUCGUACCCACCACCAGGAGCGCACUACACCCACAGGCCUUCGUACCCUUACAAGCCGGAGCCAUCACCGACUCAGGUCUAUACUCCUCAGGCUGGACCGUCUCCUCGAGACAUGUACCAGCGACCACACCCGGUCGCACCUACAGCGCCACCUGCACUCGCCCCGAGACUAGAGCCGGAUGUGGAGCCACAAAGAACACAGAGCAUGGUUCUCCCGCCCAUAUCGGAGUUUGCCAACGGAGUGGCGCCACAGCGCAAGUCGUCGUACACCCCACUUCCCAUCGCCCCGAUGCCGCCUCGCGCUCAGCAGUACCAACCCCACAAGGACUUGGCCUCGCCUUCGAGGAUGGAACACCACAUGGCCGCCCCAUACAAGAUGGAGCAACGCCGGCCCUCAUACCACAAGCUGGAUUACGUGUCACCGCCCCCAGCGCCUUCAGGCCCAUACAGCGGACCGCCGGUCUUGGAGCCCUCGAUGCCGCGUAACAAGCGACGGCAUGAGGAGGCUUUCUCGAACGCAGACUACGGGCGGGUCCAGCACGGCCGAUGGGAGAACGGAGUACGCGAGUAUAACUUCAGUGAGCCCGAAUAUCACCGGGCAUCAGGAUCGCGCAUCCCGGUCGCUUUCGAUCCAGUGAAGAACUGA